Messenger RNA from Cryptomeria japonica (Japanese cedar), 1020 nucleotides. RefSeq names its product transcription factor WER. Lineage: Eukaryota; Viridiplantae; Streptophyta; Pinopsida; Cupressales; Cupressaceae. The transcript is spliced from 3 exons. Bases 77 to 814 code for a protein of 245 amino acids. The record is from RefSeq and is a predicted model, not a curated record.
AGGGAAGGCUAUACUACCUUAUUCUUUGUUUAUUUAUUUAUUUUCUUGAAGUUUGUUCCAAUCUACGUCUUCUCUCAUGGCUCAAAACCCUCGUGAUUCUUCCAACAGGAAGACAUGGAGCCGUGAAGAAGAUUCUCUACUUAUUCAAUACAUCACAACUCAUGGAGAAGGCAAUUGGGCUUCUCUUCCGGCAAAAGCUGCAGGUCUGAAACGCAGAGGGAAAAGCUGCAGACUUCGUUGGUUUAAUUAUCUCCAUCCAAACAUAAAGCGUGGGAAUUUCUCGGGAGAUGAAGAUGAACUCAUCAUUAGACUCCAUCGUCUUCUUGGAAAUAGAUGGUCUCUGAUUGCGAAGAGAUUACCAGGUCGAACAGACAAUGAUGUGAAAAACUACUGGAAUACUCACUUGUGCAAGAAGUUGAGAGGCAAAAAAGACCACCCAUUAGAUCGCCUACCCAAGAACAAAGUGGGUAAAAAGUACCGUUUGGAUAGUACAGUUACAGAUAAGGAGGAGAAGAAAAAUGUGGUUGGCAAUGAAGAGACAACUACAAACUGCGAGCCCUGUGAUAAACAGAGGCAAACUGUUAAUGAACCAGCAGGCAGCUUUUUUGACUUGUCUUGUGUUCUUCGGGAUGAAGAAGAUUCUUAUCAUCAUUCAAUGCAGUACUUGCAGUCAGAGGAGUUAAUCACCAGAGACAGCUUUCACCGUGAUCUUUUAUUGUUGGAAGGGAAUUCAGAUACCAAUAAUCUCUUAUACCAGGAUAAUAUUUCUCCAUUACUUUCAGCUGAUAUCUAUAACUUGUGGGGAAAUCUCUAGGUUAAUCUGUAUCUAGAGAGAAUGUAGGAUAAGUGUAUUAAGUUUUUAGUGGGUUUGGGAUCUGUUUACGUAAAUAUUUUCAUCUUCUAUUGUUCUCAUAAGAGCUAUUGACUUGCUAUUAUUGGAGCUUAUCAUAAUGAUGUGAACCUCUUUCACAUUUGCUUUAAUGUACAUACAUAAUGGCAGCUUCGCCAUUACCUUCAGUU